Molecule: messenger RNA, 2052 nt
Organism: Besnoitia besnoiti
Lineage: Eukaryota; Apicomplexa; Conoidasida; Eucoccidiorida; Sarcocystidae
Product: serine protease
Exons: 9
Coding region: 1-2052 (683 amino acids)
Biological process (GO): proteolysis
Molecular function (GO): protein binding; serine-type endopeptidase activity
Source: RefSeq, a predicted model, not a curated record
AUGGCGGCCUCGUCGGCGCGUCAAGUCGGCGGCCUCUUCAGCCGCGCGUGCUGCGCCUCCUUCUCUUCUUUAGCCAAAGACGCGCGCGCGUCCACUCGCCUCGGUGCGGCGGGGAAAGCUUCCUUUCUCCCGCGAGAAGCUGCCGCGAGCUUGUUUUCUCGGCGGUUUCUAUCCGUCUCCGCGUCGCUGCGCACGCUCCCCAUCGCGUCUUGCGCGGCGAAGGCGCCCGCGGCAUCCGCAGGAGCGCUGCGAGCGGCGAGGGCGCUCUCGUCAGUCUCCUCUUCGGCGUCGUCUCCCGUGGGGGUGGCGCAGUUCGCCGUGGACGAGUCUGCGGUGCCGUUCUCGGGGCAAGAGGCCUUUGGCGACGCGGCGGCAGCGGAAGGCUUUUUGGGCGAGGGGGGUCUCUACGCGCCUCCCGCGGCGGCCUCGAUGCAUGCGCUCUUCAACAGCGUCGUCAAGGUCUACAGCGACUACACAGAUCCGAACUACUCACUGCCGUGGCAGAUGCAGCGCCAGGGAACCAGCACAGGCAGCGGCUUCAUCUUGAAGGAUCGCCUCAUCAUGACCAACGCGCACUGCGUGUCGUGGAACAACCGCCUCCAAGUUCGAAAGCAUGGGUCUCCAAGCAAAUAUGUUGCGCGGAUCGUCGCAGUCGGCCACGAGUGCGACUUGGCUCUUAUCACCGUCGACGACGAGGCCUUUUGGCAGGCAGAUCUCGCGGAGCUCGAAUUGGGCGAUGUCCCUGCGCUGCAGGACGGCGUCGUCGUUCUGGGCUACCCGCGCGGCGGCGACAACUUGUGUAUCACGUCGGGAGUCGUGAGCCGAGUCGACGUGAACCCCUAUGCUCACUCCAACACGUGCCUCUUGUGCGUGCAAAUCGACGCGGCGAUAAAUCCAGGCAACAGUGGCGGCCCCGCUCUGAAGGACGGGCGCGUUGUGGGCGUCGCUUUCCAGGGCUUUGACAACGCGCAGAGCAUAGGCUACAUCGUGCCCACAACAGUCAUUCGUCACUUUCUAGAGGACGUGAAGCGCAACGGCCGCUACACGGGAUUCCCCACCGCAGGCAUCGUCUUCCAGCCGCUGGAAAACAAAAGCAUGCAGUCCUUCCUCGGACUCAACAAAAUCAAACCUAACGAACUGCCGCCAGGCGUGGAGGCGUCGGGCAUUCUGGUGACGCUCGCCGACGAGCUCCGCGCGCGGCAGUACGCGCGGAUGGUUCAGCCUGAGCCGCAGAAGGCCGCGACCAACAGUGAGGCUCCCGGGAAGGGUGAGUGCGCAGAAAAAACCAAAGAAGAAGAUGUGCGCCUGCAGGACGGGACGCAUGUGGGCCUGAAGAAGAACGACGUCAUUUUGGCCGUCGACGGCGUCGACGUGGCGAACGACGGAACUGUUUUCUUCAGGGAAAUGGAACGCGUGAACGUCUCGCACAGCAUCUCCUCCAAGUUCCUCGGCGACACGUUGCGGGCGACUGUUCUGCGAAACAAGAAAGUGAUGGAUGUCGUGAUUCCUCUGAUUCAGGAAAACGCUCUGGUGCCGAAGCACCAGUGGGAUCAGAAGGCGCGCUACCUGAUCUACGGUGGCUUGGUGUUCUGUCCUCUCACACUCGAAUAUCUCAAGGACGAAUUCGGUGUCAAGUUCAACGAGCGUGCGCCCGCGUCGCUGCUGCAGCCGCUGGCGGACAUUUUCGCGCAGGAAGAAGGCGAGGAGCCGAUUAUUCUCAGCCACAUCCUCGCGUCGGACCUGACCAGUGGCUACAACUUUCGAAACUGUCUCCUCACGCAUGUCGACGGCCAAAAAGUGAGGAAUAUGAAGCAGCUCGCGAAGCUCCUUCGCAUGCACGACGCGGCCGGCGCAGAAGAAGAAGUCCAGGGCGCGGAGGCGGGCGAGUCGCAGCCGGCGGCGCAGGCGAACGCGGCUACGAAAGACGACUUUGUCAUUUUCUUGCUGGAAAACAAAGUUCAACUCGUGCUGGAGAGAUCCAAGGCCGAGAGCAUGCAGCCGUUCAUUCUGAAGCAGCACGCGAUCCACUCGCCAACCAGCGACGUGCUGUGA